Molecule: messenger RNA, 749 nt
Organism: Symbiodinium sp. CCMP2456
Lineage: Eukaryota; Dinophyceae; Suessiales; Symbiodiniaceae
Source: the annotation of a GenBank genome assembly
AUGAACCGGGCCAUCUUCCGGUGCACCACGGAGGAUUGCAAGAACGAGGUCAAUUGCUUGCUCAGCCACUGGACUAUCGAGGAGCCCACGAAGUGCGAUGUUUGCGGUUCAAGCCACUCGUUUCAAAUCAUCCACAACGACUGCCACUUCACGGACAAGCAGGUCCUCAAGCUGCAGGAGACGCCCGAGCUGAUUCCGGAAGGAGAGACGCCACAGAACGUGGCGAUCGUCGUGUACGACGACCUUGUGAAUCAGGUCCGCCCCGGAGAUCGGAUCCACGUAACGGGCGUCUACCGUGCAUCCCCAGUGCAGCCGAUGCGGAACUGGCGCAUGCAGUCCUCGAAGUACAGGACUUUUGUGGAUGCGAUUGCCCUGGAGUUCGGCAAAGCUCAGCGUGUGGAGUCUGUCCUCUCGGACCCAACAGCGAUUCUCCAGGCAGAUGGGCAAGUUCCGAAGUUGGAGGACAAGUGUGACUUGGAUCCCAAGAAGUUCUCCGAGGAGGACAUCGGCUGGCACACGAAGAUUCGUGAGAUGGCCGCCGAAAAGGAUGCAGCCGGCAACCCCACCAUCGUUGGCAAAUUGGUGCAAUCCUUCGCCCCGUCCAUCUUCGAGGAAGACGAGGUCAAGAAAGGCCUUCUGUGCCAGCUCUUCGGCGGCACCUGCCUGCCCAACGGCACGGCACACAGCCGACCGGAAAUCCACUCCUUGCUUUGUGGCGACCCAUCCACGGCGAAGUCCCAACUCCUGCA